GCCGGUCUUUCUUCACGUGAUCUUAGAGACACAUCAGGAAACAGAGGCGAACCAGGCUGCCCUUUUUGGCUGCUUAAGAGUUUCAAGGCAGUCUUCCUCAGCUGUUUGCAGACGCCAGGGAUUACAGCUGGCCCGUUUUGCACAUAAAGCGGUUGAGUUCUGGAGUUACUCCUUGUGGCAGCCAUGGAAAAGGGGCCGUGGUCGGUUGACGCGGCGGGGAACGCAGAGGAGCAGCGGCAGUUUACAAGUCAUACACCUGAUAAUGCAACUAAGGAAGGCGAGGAGUGCUGCGAAGGUCUCUGGGAGCUGCCCGUGGAGCUUAGCACGCGAAGACCCGAAUGCGACCGCUGCGGUCGUCCUCAAAAGGUGUGCUUGUGCCCAUGCUUGCCAGUUCAUCCUUUGAAAGUCUCCACUUGUUUAUACAUUAUCCAGCAUCCAGCAGAGGAAAGUAGAGUGCUACGAACAGUACCACUUCUAACUGCUUGUCUUCCUGAAGACAAAUGUAAAGUCUUGAUUGGGCGACGCUUCUGUGAAGACAGGUACCCUGAAUUAGCAUCCAUAUGCAAAAGUUCAAAUACCUUAAUACUGUAUCCUGGAGCUGGAGCAACAAAUUUGGAAGAAAUGGAUUUGAGUUCCACUAAUUCCUAUGCAAUCAUAAUCAUUGAUGGAACAUGGAGUCAAGCAAAAGAUAUAUUUUUAAAGAACCCCCUUUUUCAAAUGCCCAAGCAGGUACAACUAAAAACCAGUUUUUCAAGUCAGUACAUAAUUCGUACUCAGCCUACAAAUGCAUGCCUGUCCACACUUGAAUGUGCAGCUAUUGCCCUAGCCAUUGUGGAAAAAAAUGAUGCAAUUAAAGAGACUGUACUUCGUCCUCUUCAAGCUCUUUGUGCUUUCCAGAUCCAGCAUGGUGCCCAAGUCCAUCACAGCAAGGAGCAUCUUCUUAAAAAUGGUUUAUAUGACAAACCAAUGCCAAAAAAUAAACGCAAGCUCAGAAGAAUGGAACUUUUAGUGAAUAAUGUUAAAAUUUAGGGGUAUCAUAUAGAUUUAUUAUUAAAGAUUUUUAUUCCUUUUAGCUAAUGAAGUGGAGUUGAGUAUGGAUUUGAUCCAAAU
Notechis scutatus (mainland tiger snake) is the source of this 1110-nucleotide messenger RNA. RefSeq names its product DTW motif tRNA-uridine aminocarboxypropyltransferase 2 (gene DTWD2). The record is from RefSeq and is a predicted model, not a curated record. NCBI's taxonomy places the organism in Eukaryota, Metazoa, Chordata, Lepidosauria, Squamata, Elapidae.